Macaca mulatta (Rhesus monkey) is the source of this 3289-nucleotide messenger RNA. RefSeq names its product pleckstrin homology domain containing A4 (gene PLEKHA4). The record is from RefSeq and is a predicted model, not a curated record. Gene Ontology annotation, cellular component: extrinsic component of cytoplasmic side of plasma membrane. Gene Ontology annotation, biological process: positive regulation of canonical Wnt signaling pathway; positive regulation of Wnt signaling pathway, planar cell polarity pathway. Gene Ontology annotation, molecular function: phosphatidylinositol-4,5-bisphosphate binding; phosphatidylinositol-3,5-bisphosphate binding; phosphatidylinositol-3-phosphate binding. NCBI's taxonomy places the organism in Eukaryota, Metazoa, Chordata, Mammalia, Primates, Cercopithecidae.
GGGGAGGCCAGAAGGGGCGGGGACAGCCGGGAUUGGGAGGGGAGAACAGCAGCGUGGGCGGCUGGCAGAGGCAGGGAAAGACCAGCAGAGAGGAAAGAGAAACUGGGAGAGGGAGGAAGGGAGAAAGUGAGAAGGGAAAUCGGAAAGAGAAAGGGGAGGAAACGGCAGACGUGGAGAGUCAGAGAGAGAGACAGAAAGAGGAAGAGACUGAGUGUGAAGGAGAGAGGACACGGGAUGACAGAGAGAGAGAGAGAGAGAGAGAGCGUGAAUGAGAUAGAGACUUAAAGAAGAGACCCUGUGAGUCUGUCAAUCAAAGAUUUGGACAGAAACGGAAAGAUUGGAGAGAGAGAUAGAGGGAGAGAAUGAGUGAGAGAGAAACUGGAAGAGACAGAGAUCAGAGAGAGGAGAGACACAGAAAGUGAGACUGGGGAGGGAGAUAGUGUAAAACGGAGAGAGAGAGAGAGAGAGAGAGAGAGAGAGAGAGAGAGAGAGAGACCAUAAGAGACGGGAGACAGACAAAAAGUGAGCAGGUGAGGAGAGAGAUUGAGAACUAUGAGAGACAGCAGCUAAGAGACAAAGGAGGCGGGAGACUGCCUGGGUGCCGCUGCAGCACCCACACCGUCCUCUUGCCCCCUGUCUUUGGGACCCUAGAGCUGGCCCUUGAUGGAGGGGAGCCGACCUCGAAGCAGCCUGAGCCUGGCCAGCAGCGCCUCUACCAUCUCCUCACUCAGCAGCCUGAGCCCCAAGAAGCCCACCCGGGCAGUAAACAAGGUCCAUGCCUUUGGGAAGAGAGGCAAUGCGCUCAGGAGGGAUCCCAACCUUCCCGUGCACAUCCGAGGCUGGCUUCAUAAGCAGGACAGCUCGGGGCUCCGUCUCUGGAAACGCCGCUGGUUCGUCCUCUCCGGCCAUUGCCUCUUUUAUUACAAGGACAGCCGCGAGGAGAGUGUCCUGGGCAGUGUCCUGCUCCCCAGCUACAAUAUUAGGCCAGAUGGGCCGGGAGCCCCCCGAGGGCGGCGCUUCACCUUCACCGCAGAGCACCCGGGCAUGAGGACCUACGUUUUGGCCGCUGACACCUUAGAAGACCUGCGGGGCUGGCUACGAGCGCUGGGCCGGGCCUCCCGUGCGGAGGGGGACGACUGUGGGCAAACCAGAUCACCCGCACGGCCCCAGCCCGGGGAGGGCCCUGGCGGCCCCGGUGGUCCCCCGGAGGUGAGCAGCGGGGAAGAGGGGCGCAUCUCGGAAUCACCGGAAGUGGCUCGACUCUCCAGAGGUCGUGGUAGACCCAGGCUGCUCACUCCCAGCCCCACAAUUGACCUCCAGUCUGGACUCCAGAUCCGGCGGGCAAGAAGCCCCGACCUGUCGGGGAGAACUGGAGGGGAAGAUGCCACAAAGCGGACAUUACUGAGAAUUUGGACAGUAGAGGAGGAUUCUACCCCAGAAGGACACCUGUUCACCCCCCUCUCUCGCCCUCCCUCGCCUCUGAGCCUCCCCCGUCCCCGUUCUGCUCCUGCGCGGCGACCUCCUGCCCCCUCAGGAGACACAGCACCCCCUGCCCGACCUCAUACCCCGCUGAGUCGCAUUGAUGUCCGACCUCCUCUGGAUUGGGGCCCCCAACGCCAGACCCUCUCCCGACCCUCCACUCCCCGCCGAGGACCUCCCUCAGAGGCUGGGGGAGGAAAGCCCCCCAGGAGUCCCCAGCACUGGAGUCACGAGCCCAGAACACAGGCACCCUCUGGCUCCUCCACUUAUCUCCAGCUCCCCCCGCGGCCCCCUGGGACUCGGGCCUCCAUGGUUUUAUUGCCGGGUCCUCCCCUGGAGUCAACUUUCCACCAAAGCUUGGAGACAGAUACACUGCUGACCAAGUUGUGUGGGCAGGACCGGCUCCUGCGGAGGCUGCAGGAGGAGAUAGACCAGAGGCAGGAGGAGAAGGAGCAACUAGAAGCAGCUCUGGAGUUGACCCGGCAGCAGCUGGGCCAAGCCACCAGGGAGGCUGGGGCUCCUGGGAGGGCCUGGGGUCGCCAGCGCCUCCUGCAGGACCGGCUGGUCAGUGUGAGGGCGACCCUCUGUCACUUGACUCAGGAGCGAGAGAGGGUUUGGGACACAUACAGUGGCCUGGAGCAGGAGCUGGGCACCUUAAGAGAGACCCUGGAGUACCUGCUGCACCUCGGUUCUCCCCAGGACAGAGUGUCCGCUCAGCAGCAGCUGUGGAUGGUGGAAGACACGCUGGCAGGUCUGGGUGGCCCCCAGAAACCGCCCCCACACCCUGAGCCUGACUCCCCAUCUCCCGUGCUCCAGGGCGAGGAGUCCUCAGAGAGGGAGAGCCUGCCAGAGUCCUUGGAACUGAGCUCCCCUAGGUCCCCCGAGACUGACUGGGGACGGCCUCCUGCAGGCGACAAAGACCUGGCCAGCCCUCGCUUAGGUCUUGGGUCUCCGAGGGUCUCCCGGGCUUCCAGCCCUGAGGGUCGCCACCUCCCUUCCCCACAGCUGGGAACCAAGGCCCCGGUGGCCCGGCCCCGAAUGAGUGCCCAGGAGCAGCUGGAGCGGAUGCGCAGAAACCAGGAAUGUGGACGGCCCCUCCCUCGCCCGACCUCCCCGCGGCUCCUCACCCUGGGAAGGACACUGUCCCCAGCCAGACGCCAGCCUGAUGUGGAGCAAAGGCCUGUCGUAGGACACUCGGGAGCCCAGAAAUGGCUCAGAAGCUCUGGGUCUUGGAGUAGUCCAAGGAACACCACCCCUUACUUGCCGACUUCCGAAGGUCACCGGGAGCGGGUUCUCAGCCUCUCCCAAGCCCUGGCUACUGAGGCGUCGCAGUGGCACAGAAUGAUGACAGGUGGAAAUUUGGACUCCCGGGGAGACCCUCUUCCCCGUGUGCCGCUGCCUCCUUCGGACCCCACGCGCCAGGAGACCCCUCCCCCCAGAUCUUCCCCGGUGGCUAAUUCGGGUUCCACAGGGUUCUCUCGCCGAGGGAGUGGGCGUGGAGGAAGUCCCGCCCCCUGGGGGCCCACGUGGGAUGCCGGGAUCGCCCCUCCGGUCCUGCCCCAAGACGAGGGGGCGUGGCCUCUGCGAGUCACUCUGCUACAGUCCAGCUUCUAACCCGCCCAAACGUGGCAGCCAAUCGGAGCGUGAGCACGUGGUCUGGAGGUACCGCCGGAGAUCUGGGACCACUCAGGGCAUCAGGGGCGUGGUCUGGUCCCCAUCGCCCGCCCGGGAGGGAAAUGGUUUCUAUGGCCAAAGUUUGAUUUUCUCAACACUGUCUAAAUUUGGAUUAAAACUUUGAACUUUUAGUCAA